AUGGAGGAGAUGAUGGGGAGGAGAGUGGCGCAUGAAGAUCCUCUGGCAGUUUUUCUGGAUGGACAGCUGUGCUAUGAACAGGGGUUGUAUGAAGAAGCAUUUAACCUAUUUGAAAAAAUUGAGGAUACAGAUUUUCAAGCAAUGUAUCAGCUUGGUGUAAUGCACUAUGAUGGACUAGGCACUAACAAAGACCCUGAAAGGGCAGUGGAAUACAUGAAUAAAAUACUCCACUCUGAUUCUCCAAAAACAAGACACUUGAAGUUUGCCGCUGCAUACAAUCUUGGCAGGGCAUAUUAUGAAGGAUGUGGUGUUAAGCAUUCAACUGAAGAGGCUGAGAGGUUGUGGCUUAUUGCUGCAGACUCUGGAAAUCCAAAAGCAAGUGUAAAGGCCCAGAGUACCUUAGGAAUGCUUUAUUCUAUGCCAGUUCUAAAAGAUCUGAAGAAGGCCUUUUUCUGGCAUUCAAAAGCCUGUGCCAAUGGAAGUCUGGAAUCGCAGGGAGUGCUUGGUAUUAUGCAUCUCUAUGGACAAGGUACACGUCAAAACACUAAAGCUGCUUUGGAGUGUUUGAGAAAAGCAGCAGAACGUGGAAAUAGCUAUGCUCGAGGCCACCUUGUGGAAUAUUAUUACACUGGAAAAUUUUACUCAAUGGCUGCUGCACUAGGCAAGAGGACUACAGAAAAUGAUGAUCAUGAUAUGCUAGCCAAGGCAACUGAUUGUCAUCCAAAAUAUGUAGCCAAGGGGAUUGCUAUGGCAGCUUUCUACUUGGCUAGAUGCCUCCAGCUUGGCCGAGGUGUACAACAAGAUCAAGAUGCUGCUAAUAUAUACUACUCUAAGGCAUGCGAUCUGGAUCCUGAUGUUGCUUCUCACCUUGAACUGGCAGCUAAUCUUGGGAGAAUUUAG
Messenger RNA from Acanthisitta chloris (rifleman), 900 nucleotides. It is a transcript of the gene LRP2BP, whose product is annotated as LRP2 binding protein. Lineage: Eukaryota; Metazoa; Chordata; Aves; Passeriformes; Acanthisittidae. The record is from RefSeq and is a predicted model, not a curated record. The transcript has 7 exons. The coding region runs from base 1 to 900 and encodes 299 amino acids. Gene Ontology annotation, molecular function: protein binding.